Hibiscus syriacus is the source of this 594-nucleotide messenger RNA. RefSeq names its product 60S ribosomal protein L37-3-like. Gene Ontology annotation, molecular function: structural constituent of ribosome; RNA binding. The record is from RefSeq and is a predicted model, not a curated record. The transcript is spliced from 4 exons. Lineage: Eukaryota; Viridiplantae; Streptophyta; Magnoliopsida; Malvales; Malvaceae. Gene Ontology annotation, cellular component: ribosome; cytosolic large ribosomal subunit. Gene Ontology annotation, biological process: translation. Bases 90 to 377 code for a protein of 95 amino acids.
CCUAAUCUAUUUCGUCACAAUAUAAAUACCUCAACUGAAUUACGUACAGAAUUUUUCUUGAGUUUUCGCGGCACGAAGAACCGAAGAAAAUGGGAAAAGGAACCGGAAGCUUUGGAAAGAGAAGGAACAAGACUCACACGCUAUGCGUUCGAUGUGGACGACGGAGCUUUCAUCUCCAGAAGAGCCGUUGCGGUGCCUGCGCCUACCCUGCCAGCCGCAUCCGAAAGUAUAACUGGAGUGUGAAGGCUAUUAGAAGAAAGACUACUGGAACCGGUCGAAUGAGGUACCUCCGACAUGUUCCUCGAAGGUUCAAGACUGGGUUUAGAGAAGGUACUCAAGCAACUCCAAGGAAGAAGGCAGCUGCAGCUGCUACAUAAGUUGAUCGUGGUGUUUUGUUUUGUUGCCAGGGAACCCCGAUUCGACAAACGGUAACUUCUGGGUUUCUCUCAACGAUGUGGUACUUUUUAUUUCCAAAACAAUGUCUACAAGCAGUAAGUUUUGUUUUAUUAUGAAUCUGUGCAUUAUUCAGAACAAUUUUAUCUCCAUCUCUGUGUUAUAAUAUAUGCAGACCGAUAGAUGAUCUUGCAUCACUCA